Messenger RNA from Cannabis sativa, 2086 nucleotides. RefSeq lists its product as uncharacterized. NCBI's taxonomy places the organism in Eukaryota, Viridiplantae, Streptophyta, Magnoliopsida, Rosales, Cannabaceae. Gene Ontology annotation, molecular function: zinc ion binding. Bases 44 to 2086 code for a protein of 680 amino acids. The transcript is spliced from 3 exons. The record is from RefSeq and is a predicted model, not a curated record.
UACAAUUGUUUUAACAUUAAAUAAGACCCUGGAAUGACAGGUAAUGGAACGUCUACCAGUACUCAUCAAGAGCAAUGGACAAUGGAAUGAAGAUCACAAUUAUGUGAACUAUGUGGCUAGUGGAGAAUUCAUACCAACAAAAUGCAAGUACGAAGAGCUACUGCAAAUACUGGUUACUUCAUUGGGGUGCGAAAACACCAGCACAACACUACAAAUACAGUACCAAGCUAAAGAAGGAAUACCACCGAUCAAAAUAUGCAACGAUCGAAGCCUCUACUUUUACUUGGAAUUGAAAAUGAAGGAAACAGAUUUCACGACAUAUCCACUAUGUGUGAACCAGGAAAACAACAACACAACACGUGCUGCAACACCAAAUUCGAUAUCCACAACAACACCGAAUGAAUAUAAUGUUGCAAUGAUCGAAAACAACACAACAACGCUUGAAAACAACAUAACAACAACAGAAUCAUACACAACGGGACAGCAAACGGUAGAAGGGGAAAAGUCAGAAACAAUAGAAGAUGAGGAGGACAAAUUCGACAUAAUUGACUAUGCAAAUCUGGUUGCUGAAGAAAUGGUAGAACAACUUGAAAACACCAGUAAAAAACUGGAUCCAGAAAUUGACAUCAACAAUGCAAAGUUAAUAACAGACAAGCAACACCCCGAAGUGGAAAAAGGACAGGCAUACAAAGACAAAGAAACUCUAAAAAAUGUCCUCAGCUACUACGCAAUCAAAAACAACUUUCAGUACAAAGUGUGGAAGUCCUGCUCUCAAGAAUACAGUCUGAAAUGUGUUUACGAAAGCUGCAAUUGGUCACUAAGAGCAUCGAGAAAUGGGCCAACAAACACAUUCAUAAUCAGGAGGUUCUCAAAUAUGCACACAUGCCCCAUAAAUAUAAGGCAUGAAGACCAAAGGCAAGCAACAUCGAAACUGAUAGGGGAAUGCAUAAAACCGAAGUUCUUGAACAUAAAGACCAAGGCAACAGCGAUGGACAUAAAAGGGGAGUUGAAAUACAGAUAUGGCAUCAAAAUGAACUAUAUGAAAGCUUGGAGAAGUAAGGAACAUGCAGUAAACGACUUGAGAGGUAAUGCUAGUGACUCGUACAGCCUAAUACCGAGUUUCUUACACAUGGUGGAAAAAACAAACCCUGGAUCAUUUGUGGAUCUGAAAACGGCAGAAGACAACAGCUUGCUCUUUGUUUUCAUGGCGUUGGAUGCAUCCAUAAAAGGGUGGGGAGCAUGCAGACCGAUAGUUGUUGUGGACGGAACGUUCCUCGAAAGCGGCUUAUGGGGGAACUUUGUUGUGCGCAUGCACACAAGAUGCGACAGUCAUAUUUUUCCACUAGCGUUUUGUGUUGCAGAUUUUGAGAAUGACCAAUCUUGGAAAUGGUUCUUCAAAAAAUUUAAAGAAGCGUAUGGUGUACGGGAACACCAAUGCCUAAUUUCGGUACGAAAUGAAAGCCUCAUCAAAGCAGCGAGAGAAAUAUAUCCAGAAAUUGCACACAGUUACUGCGGUUACCACAUUUUGAGCAACCUUAAAACAAGCUUCAAACAACAUGCUGCCAAAUACAAUCUGCCAUUCUUUGGAGCAGUGAAAGCCUACACAGAAAAGCAAUUCGAGUUCCACAUGGCUGAAUUGGAUGGAUUGGACAAACGCAUAAGACCUUACCUCAAAAAAAUCGGGUAUGAAAAGUGGUCAAGAAUUCAUAGCCAAAACAAGAGGUAUUCCACAAUGACCUCAAACAUAUCAGAAUCACUGAACGCUGCAAAUUUGGCAGCAAGGGAGCUACCAAUUACAACGCUGCUAGAAUGCUUGAGAGCAUUGGUGCAACAAUGGACGCAUACUAAUAGGACAAAAGCACAAAACACCUUCACUAAGCUAUCACCAACUGGAGAAGACAUACUGUUGAAAAAUUACACAUACUCAUUGAAUCUGGAGGUUAAAGCAACAACGGAUUACUUGUUUGAGGUAACAAGAAUGAAAGAAUCGUGGGAAGUAGACCUAGAAAAAAGAACAUGCACGUGCAACAGGUUCCAAAUAGAUGAAAUGCCAUGCGGGCACGCGAUGGCCGUGAUGAGGAGAUGA